CAGAAAUUGAAAUUUGGAUUGAAAUCCACCUGUUUUAAUUGAGAAAACUUCCAAGUGUUCUAACUUUCAAAAUUGUUUGUUUAUAGUCCAAUAUUUUACAGAGGUUUUAAUAUUUGUUUUGCACAUCAUUCAUAUGAAUAUGUUAUUGAACUGAGAAUAUAUAUACAGGCAAAACAUUUGUCAGUAUGAUAAAGAAUAGGCAGUGGGUUUUUACUGUUGCUGCUAAAACCAGCGUCAAUGAAGUGGUGUGCAUUGUUGGGUCAUGUGCUGAGCUGGGAGCUUGGAACCCUCGUCAAAUCGUAGCCCUGCAGAAGGUUCCCAGCGGUGGAGAUGACGCCUCGUCUCUCACUUGGGAGUCUUCCGUUGACUCGCAUGAAGAGGCUGCAGCAGAUGAAGAAACUUUAUGGACCAUAACAAUGGAACUUCCACCUGAACAGGUUGAGUACCGGUUCUGUGUGGCUGUGCAAGCCUCGGAUGCCAGUCUCAAGGAGCCCGUGUAUGCAAUACGUUGGUGGGAGACGCACUUCAUCCCACGCAUCAUCCCUGCUAAUGUUCUGCAUGACCCUGCAGAAGAAACAAUCAGCCAGUUUGGUGUAAGCCUUGGACAGUUCAAGUUGGAGUCUGGUUGGCUGGUGUAUGACAGUGCCGUGCAACUGAAGCUUUGUCUCUCUAAGAACCAUGCUCGACCCAUCACCUUCUGGCGCAAGAAGUACAAAGACAGCAAGGUACGUGUGAAGGUAACGCCUCUGGAGCUCAAUACUGAGGGGCAACUGGACGACUCAACCACAGACCACGGCGACUCCCGGGCCGCUCUUAAGACCUCAGCCUGGCCUCUUGUAGAGGUCGCGGUGCUGGCAGAAGACACGUGUACGUUCACGCGACAGGAGCAGUUCGGUCUGGUCUUCAACGAGGAGGUCUUCACCACGUUCCAGUGCCGCGUCAUCAACCCCAACUCUAUCGCUUACCUCUUCGACUACUAUCUUGACGGCCCCCUGGGGGAGAUACCCCGACACAUCGGCUGCUCCCACCUCCUGCCCUCCAACCUCAACGAGAACUUCGGUGUUGCCACCAUACCCAUUACGUCAGCGCAGCACGCGCCUAUUGGCCAGCUGACAGGUACGAGGCGCGCGCCUAUUGGCCAGCUCACAG
Molecule: messenger RNA, 1149 nt
Organism: Hyalella azteca
Lineage: Eukaryota; Metazoa; Arthropoda; Malacostraca; Amphipoda; Hyalellidae
Product: putative glycerophosphocholine phosphodiesterase GPCPD1 homolog 1
Exons: 7
Molecular function (GO): starch binding
Source: RefSeq, a predicted model, not a curated record